AAACACAAAUCUCCAAUCAUGCAACGCAUCAGAAAAGCAACCCAUAGCGGUUCUUGGUACACCCACAAUCCCAAAGAACUAUCAGAGCAACUGGAGGGAUGGAUGAGAUCAAGUGGUGCGACCAAGUCUCCAAAAGCACGGGCAGUAAUUGCUCCACACGCGGGUUACACCUACGCAGGACGAACGGCUGCCUCUGCUUUUGCAAGCAUUCAUCCUUCAAACAUAAGGAGGGUGUUCGUUCUGGGUCCUUCUCACCAUUACUUCACCGAACAAUGUGCUCUCUCAACUGCUACACUCUACAACACACCCUUCGGCGACCUCCCUCUUGAUUUGCAAGUGAAUGAGGAGCUUAGAGCCACUGGGAAAUUCCAACUGAUGAACAUGAACAUUGAUGAGACAGAGCAUAGCCUGGAAAUGCUCAUGCCAUUUCUUGCCAAAGUAUUUGAGGGGCAUCAGAUCAAAAUUGUACCCAUUCUGGUGGGUUGUCUGAGUGCUGAAGAUGAAGCCAUGUACGGGCACACGCUAGCCAAAUAUGCAGAUGACCCAAACAAUUUUUUCUGUGUUUCAUCAGAUUUCUGUCACUGGGGAAUUCGAUUUGAUUACACGUACUAUGACAAGGAGCAUGGGCCUAUAUACAAAUCUAUAGAGGCCUUAGACAAGAAGGGCAUGGAAGCCAUAGAAACUGGAGGUCCAGAUGCAUUCCUACAGUACAGGAUGCAGUAUGAUAAUACAAUCUGUGGAAGAUAUGCAAUUGCUGUUUAUCUCAAUAUGCUAAAAAGUUGUGAGAGCAGGGUUAAAAUCGAAUUCCUUCAGUAUGAGCAGUCGGGUCAGUGCAGAAGCUUAUGGGAUAGUAGUGUCAGUUAUGCAUCUGCUGUGGCAAUGAUUGAUGAUUCUACCUCUGCUUGA
Prosopis cineraria is the source of this 906-nucleotide messenger RNA. RefSeq lists its product as uncharacterized. Bases 19 to 906 code for a protein of 295 amino acids. The record is from RefSeq and is a predicted model, not a curated record. The transcript is spliced from 8 exons. Lineage: Eukaryota; Viridiplantae; Streptophyta; Magnoliopsida; Fabales; Fabaceae.